Ornithodoros turicata is the source of this 1470-nucleotide messenger RNA. RefSeq lists its product as uncharacterized. Lineage: Eukaryota; Metazoa; Arthropoda; Arachnida; Ixodida; Argasidae. The coding region runs from base 1 to 1470 and encodes 489 amino acids. The transcript has a single exon. The record is from RefSeq and is a predicted model, not a curated record.
AUGCAUGUACAGGCUCUAGCAAGUGUCAUUCUUUUGAUAGCAGUGCUCCAACGCGCCCUGUGCGAUCUGCCACAAAAGAGGCUAACUGUACGUAUGUCUCAGAUGACAGAGAAGAAAGUGGUCAACGUACAGAUAAUGUCGCAGAAACGUGUACCGAGAUUCGCUCAGCAACGUAAAGAAAACCUAGCUGCACAAUCUGAAGGUGCAGGUCGCGUCCGCAUCGGAGGAAAUAACGACGGUGGUUCCCUGGCGAUUGGCACGAACGGAAGAAGACUGCUGCAAGGCACUACCGGUGGUCGAAGUGGACAGUACGCUACAGGCGGGAAAAUGUUAAGCUACGCAGCUGGUGCUACGAACGGUGGUGACGAGGCUCUGAGAGUGUCUCGCAUGCAAGCAUACGGAAUGGGAAACAGCGGGCAGUCAGUGGGAGGAAGAUAUGUUAUCGGCGGAAAUGGUGGCUAUCUGGGAAGAAGGUAUGUCAUGGGAGGCACCGGUCAGCCUUUCGGAGGGCGAUACGUUGUAGGCGGCAGCGGUCUUCAAGCCCAGUAUGGUGUGAGGAAUAUGGGUCAGUACGGCUCAUCUGGAAUCUAUGGAGGAAACUUGGGAGGAAGACUCGUGAAUGCUUAUCAAAUGCAACGAAUCCAAGGCGUUCCUUCCAUGGGAGUCUCAGGAGGAUAUCGUCGCAUUGGGCUGUCUUCAACUGCAAUCCAGCCAAGAGCGAUGCGGUUAGCUGGCAUCCCAGCAGUAGAGGCAAUGAGGGUCAUGGGCUCACGAUACAUGCAAGGUAGUGGUGUCUCCGGCGCCAGAUAUGCGCUUCCAGUGUCUUCAUGGGGUGGAAUGUCGUCAAGAAUGGGUGGACUAAGUAAUAUGGGGACAUCGAUAACGGGAGGCAGACUUGGUCGUCUUAGAAUAGGGAGUCUAGAAGGUGGAGACGCGUUAACUGCAUCUGGGAUUGGAGGAGGCAUCGGGGGAGCUUCUCGUAUGGGAGGGUGGAGUGGACUCAGAGGUGGUGGUGCUUCGGCUGGAAGCGGCUCACUCUUGAGUGGCAAUGGUGGGAUCGAUGGAAGCGGCGUCCUAAGCGGAGGCAGUGGCUCUGACGCUAUGGUCGGCAUUGGUGGUAGCGGUACAGGAUCAGGGUUAGGAAUUGGACUAGGAGGUCACGGGAAGAAAAGCAAUGGCUUGGCAGUAGAUGGUGAUGUAGUUGGUUCGGAUGCUCUAGGCGCCGUGGAGAUUGGUGGAGACAGUAGCGGUAGCCUCGGCGGAAGCAUUCAUGGUGGCAAAGUAUCUGGACUGGGAGGUGGUGGAGGAGCUCUAGGUGGAGCAGCUGGAGUUGGAACAGGGGUGGAAGGCUAUGGAAGUGGAUUGAGUGUUAGUGGUGGGGUAAAAGGAGGAGGAGCAGAAGGAGGAAUAAGCGUAAGCGGCCAGUCCGGGCAUGGCAGUUCGUCGCUGCACGUUGGCACACACGGUUAA